Molecule: messenger RNA, 724 nt
Organism: Tarenaya hassleriana
Lineage: Eukaryota; Viridiplantae; Streptophyta; Magnoliopsida; Brassicales; Cleomaceae
Exons: 2
Coding region: 271-705 (144 amino acids)
Source: RefSeq, a predicted model, not a curated record
UUGUUUAGACUUUUACUAGCAAUUUCUAUAUAUCAGUUUAAUUUUAUAACGUAUUAAUCCUUUAUCUUCAUUUGUAAAAGCAAAUGAAGAUAUUUGUUUUUUGGUCAAAUUUGGGAGAAAGAAUAGUUCAAAUCAUCAGAAGGCUUGAGUUGAUGCGAGAUACAUGGCGCCCAUUUCUCCUUGUGCCCUCCCCCCACGAACUUCAACUGCUGUGUUAAAGCUUCUUUCUUCACCAUUUUCUUUUCCUUCCUUUUCUUGUCUGAUUCAGACAUGACGGAAUCCACGAGAAUCAGAGUCACCGUAUGCUUCUUCUUUGUCGCCAUCCUGUUCUGCAAUCACAUUUUCACGGCUUCUGCACAAGCAGAGCAGGAGAAGCCGUCUCUUUUGAAGAUCAUAUUUCGGAUAUUCGGGAAAAAGUUCCCUCCAACUUCAUGGGAACUCAUCCAAGCGGCAAUCCAGAAGAUCAAGAUGAAGAUUUAUCAUCCGAAUCUAGAUUUCAGAAGCAAAAGCGAAGGGAAGGGUGAAGAAGGGAAAGGAGGAGAAAACAGUGCUGGGGAGAUGGUGAAAGAAGCGGCGAAGAAGAGUUUGGAGACAAGCAAAGAGACCAUUGAAGGGUCUGCAAAACUGGCGGGAGAUGCUGUGGGCGGAGCAGUGCAGAGAACAGCCGAGAAGGUGAAGAACAAAGCCUCGCAUGACGAGAUCUGAUCUGAGAGACAUUGUUCAG